Messenger RNA from Striga asiatica, 800 nucleotides. The record is from the annotation of a GenBank genome assembly. NCBI's taxonomy places the organism in Eukaryota, Viridiplantae, Streptophyta, Magnoliopsida, Lamiales, Orobanchaceae.
AUGGCAUUAGCCGACAUUGAGGUGCAAUCGUUUCACGUACUUGCGGUCGACGACAGCCUCAUCGACAGGAAAUUAAUCGAGAAACUUCUCAAGACCUCUUCAUAUCAAGUUACUGCUGUGGACUCUGGAGUAAAGGCCCUUGAGUAUUUAGGGUUGCUUGAUGAAGAAAAGCCAAACUUAGAUCCAGAUCAUCAUGAAGUGAAAGUGAACAUGAUCAUCACAGAUUACUGUAUGCCCGGCAUCACAGGUUACGAUCUGCUUCGAAAAAUUAAGGAAUCAAGAUCGUUUAAGGACAUCCCAGUAGUGAUAAUGUCGUCCGAGAAUGUCCCAUCGAGGAUUAGUAGCUGUUUGGAGAAAGGAGCAGAGGAGUUUUUCCUCAAACCAGUUAAGCUAUCAGAUGUGAACAAGCUUAAGCCACACUUAAUGAGGAAAGUUGGAAAACAACAAACAGAUGAUCAUAAGCCAAACAAUGCUGCAAAUGGUAAUAAGAGGAAGGCAGUGGAAGAAUGUGUGUCCUCAGACAGGACAAGAACAAGAUACAAUAGUUGUGUUGACUUGGAAGGAUAGUGAAUAAGAAUUUGGGUGAUUUGGUUUAUCUUGACUGAUUUUUUGCUAUUGUUUUAAUUUUCCUUUUGUGUACAUAUAAUAUUAAAUUGUCUGGUAGAAUUGUUAUGCGCUGAUUUGGAGUAGAAAAUGUGUUGUUUUUCCCCCCAUCAUUUUUCUAUAUUUACUAGCAUGCCUAUGAUCUUAUUAAGUCAAUGAUACAUUUUAGUUCAAACUUGUUUGAGACUUGAUUAUGC